This is a messenger RNA of Umbelopsis ramanniana AG, 1520 nucleotides long. RefSeq lists its product as uncharacterized. Gene Ontology annotation, biological process: microtubule cytoskeleton organization; mitotic cell cycle. The record is from RefSeq and is a predicted model, not a curated record. Gene Ontology annotation, cellular component: microtubule; cytoplasm. The transcript has 7 exons. Gene Ontology annotation, molecular function: structural constituent of cytoskeleton; GTP binding; GTPase activity. Lineage: Eukaryota; Fungi; Mucoromycota; Umbelopsidomycetes; Umbelopsidales; Umbelopsidaceae. Bases 23 to 1396 code for a protein of 457 amino acids.
CUGUUCGCCUACGAAACUCAUAAUGAGAGAAAUCAUUCAUUUGCAAGUUGGUCAAUGUGGUAAUCAGAUCGGUAGCAAAUUUUGGGAAACCAUUAGUCAGGAGCACGGAAUCGAUGAGAACGGAGUACAUGUAGGACACAAUCCUGAAGAACUAGCGCGCAUUGACGUCUAUUAUAACGAAGGUCAAUCGGGAAAUUAUGUACCGAGAGCUGUUCUGGUGGACUUAGAGCCUCAAACAAUGAAUGCUAUCCGCUCCAGUAGACUAGCCCAUUUAUUUCACCCUGAGAGUUUCAUCAACGCGAAUUCUGGAGCUGGUAAUUCUUGGGCGAAAGGUUUCUACACUGAAGGUGCUGAACUUAUCGAGCCCAUUCUGGAUGUUGUUCGUAAGCAAGCUGAAAGUGCUGAUUGCCUUCAAGGCUUUCAACUUGUUCAUUCCCUUGGUGGUGGUACUGGCUCUGGCCUAGGCUCACUUUUAUUGUCUAAGAUUCGCGAGGAAUAUCCAGAUCGUAUGCUCAGCACCUACUCUGUCUUCCCAUCCGCGAAACUAUCUGAUACUGUUGUGGAACCAUACAAUGAGACCUUGACAGUACAUCAGCUUGUGGAAAACUGUGAUGCCACAUUCUGCUUUGAUAACGAAGCCUUGUACUCUAUCUGCCAAAACACUCUCAAGAUCAAAACUCCUGACUACAAUGAUCUUAACAAGUUGAUUGCUACUGUUAUGUCUGGAGUCUCCACCUCACUGAGAUUUCCUGGUCAGUUGAAUGCUGACUUGCGCAAACUCUGCGUCAAUAUGGUACCUUUUCCACGCCUGCAUUUCUUCAUGGUCGGUGUUGCACCACUUGUAGCACUUGCUUCUUCGAAAUAUUCAGCACAAUCCGUUCGCGAUUUAACAACGCAAAUGUUUGAUAAAAGAAACAUGAUGACACUCUUCGACUCUCAUGACGGUAGAUAUUUGACAGCCGCUACCAUUUUUCGCGGCAGUAACAUAUCUUCCAAAGAAGUUGAAACAACCAUGCAACAGGUCCAGCAAAAGAAUUCAAGCUGGUUUGUUGAAUGGAUUCCUAAUGGCGUGAAGACCAGUCUUUGUGACGUUCCUCCUGCUGGCACGAACCAAUCUGCUACAUUCAUUGGCAACAGCACCUCCAUUCAAUCUCUAUUUAAGCGCGCCAACCAGAAAUUCACUCCAAUGUUUAGGAGAAAAGCCUAUCUGCACUGGUAUACUGAUGAGGGUAUGGAUGAAAUGGAAUUUACAGAAGCUGAGUCCAAUAUGCAGGAUCUGAUAGCUGAAUACCAACAGUAUCAAGAAGCAUCUGUGGAAGAUGUAGCCGAAGGUGAUCUGGAAAUGGAUGGCGACUACGAGAUGGAGGAGGAGCAGAUGCACCAACAAAUGGAAUGAUCUAAUGUGAUAUUAGUUGUUAAUAGUUUUAGUAAAAUGUAAGCGCAUAUCUAAUAUCGUGAUUUUUACUUUAGUCGUUAAUUGAGCUUGGAGGAAAAUAAAACCACGGGAUUUUCUCGAGAAC